UCGCUGGUUGACUUUUACCUGUGAGGUAGACUAGUUUCGCUUCGCCGGUGGGAAUAAUCAGCAGCGACCGCCGCCGGGUCAAGUCCGGUCCAGAGGUGGUGAGACUUCCCUCCUCCCCCCUCGGCCCCUUGUGACUCAGGGGUCCCCACUGCGGAGCGUCGGACGGGAUUUCUCCGGGAUUUUAGAGUCGGUGCGCAACAGCGAGCGAAGCAGGAGGCAGGUGCACGGGAGAGGACAGGACAGGAGGAGGAAGAGGAGGAGGGCUGCUUGUAUUUCCGCGACUUCUGCCGUUCACAUAGGGCUGGAUGAUUGGAAAUCAACUGGUUGGCUGCUUGGUGGUCGAUCUGUGGUAGUUUCAUUAGUAUGCGGCUGGAGUCCCCCCCUGCUGCCGACAUCCAGCCCGAGGACUGAUCGGCAGCCCUGAAGUCUCCUCCGUGCCUGCUGAGUGACUCCUCGCCCCGGGGAGGAGGAGGAGGUGGAGGUGGUGAAGGAGGCAGCAGUGACAGGACCCCGGCUGCAGCGACUGUUGUGCGGAGCAGUUUUCACGGACGCGGCGCGGACCUCCUCUCAUCGUGGAUCAAGAAGAUGAUGGGCUUUCUGCGCCGGACGUUCAGCCGCCGCUCCCUGAGCCGCUUCCAGCAGAGGGAGAGGGAUGAGCGGGACGCUAAAGGAGGAGGAGGGGGAGCAGGAGGGGUAUCCGGGAACCCCCUGCUCCUGGCCCACCAGCAGCAGGUCGUCCACGCGCCCGCCGUGGUCACCGGGGGAUCGUCGGUUCACAUCCCGGCCGCCGGGACGGCGAGGACCACCAUCACCUGUCGGGUCCUGCUGUUGGACGGCUCGGAUGUCAAUGUGGAAUUGCCCAGCAAGUCCAAAGGCCAGGACCUUUUCGACCAGAUCAUGUAUCACAUAGAUUUGGUUGAGACAGACUACUUUGGAUUGCAGUUCAUGGACAUGGAUCAAGUUUCACACUGGUUGGAUAUGUCCAAGCUUAUAAAGAAGCAGAUCCGAGACGGUCCGCCGUACAAGCUGUUCUUCAGGGUGAAGUUUUACUCUUCAGAGCCAAAUAACCUGCGUGAGGAAUUUACAAGGUAUCUGUUUGUGUUGCAACUUCGACAAGACAUUCUGUCUGACAAGUUGAAAUGUCCGUAUGAUGUGGCUGUAGAGCUUGCGGCAUUUUGUUUACAAAGUGAGUUGGGAGACUGCGACCCCUUGGAGCACUCUCCCGAGCUGGUGUCGGAGUUUCGUUUCACUCCCAGACAGAGCGCGGCGAUGGAGGCAGACAUCUUCAACCAGUGGCUGACUCUCAGGGGAAAAAGCCCUUCUCAAGCAGAGAUUUCUUUUCUCAACAAAUGCAAGUGGCUGGAACUUUACGGAGUAGAUAUGCACUUUGUCAAGGGCAGAGAUGGAGGAGAAUAUGCACUGGGUCUCACUCCAACUGGCAUCUUGGUAUAUGAGGGCGUCACCAAAAUCGGGCUUUUCUUUUGGCCCAAAAUCACUCGGCUGGACUUCAAAAGGAGUCGACUCACGUUGGUGGUGGUGGAGGACGACGAUCAGGGUCGGGAGCAGGAGCACACCUUCGUGUUCGAGCUGGCCAGCGCCAGGAGCUGCAAACACCUGUGGAAGUGUGCCGUGGAAAGUCACGCUUUCUUUCGCCUGCGCCAGCCGACGGCGGGCAGGGCCGGCCGCAGUGACUUCACGCGACUCGGGUCCCGCUUCAGAUUCAGUGGGAAAACAGAGUACCAGGCCACUCAUGGAGGCAGACUGAGGAGGGCCAGCACAUUUGAGAGAAGGCCGAGCAGACGCUACCCGUCCCGCACACAGUCGCUGGGCAAAGUUGCGAUUUCUCCAGCCAAGCCUCCACACAUCAGCUCUCACGCCAGCCCCAAUCCAAGUCUGCAUCAGUACCAACACAACAUUCCCAUUGGUCACGAGCCCUGGCAUCCACCCCACCCCACACUCACUUCCUCAGUUUACCUGCAGCCCUCCAGUCAUACAUCGCCUCACAGUUUCCCGCUGAGUGGGCUCGCUUCAGAUCAUCAGUUUAGCGUCGAGGAGAACGAGAACUCGUAUUCUGGCAAGAUCCACCACCGCCACCGUCGGCACACACACAGCCAGGACACGCUCUGCCACACGCACACCAAGAACAAACGUCAAGCGCCCCCCUUCCCUGCAGAUGAGUUCGACAUCUCUCAGUCGCUGCUCAAGGCUUUGGAGUCUGAAAGCGAUUCUCCUCCCUGGCCUUCGCUGCACAUCAACAUCGACAACAAGGGAGAGGAGAAGCAGCUGUCUGAAAAGUCUCUGCACCCUCCUGCUUCCCCAGCGAUGCUCCCCGAUCACCUCAAAUGUAACAUCCUCAAGGCCCAGAUGGAGGCAGCCUUCAGAAAAGAAGCCCCAACAACACCCAGAGGGAAGAGCUCAACUGAGACCCUGAAUGAGAGGUAUCAGAGCUCCUCCCAAGACUCGGCGGCAUCCAGUCUGACAGCAGAAAAGACACCCUACAGGCAAGAUCACAACCUGACGCCAGAGAGGCUCCAGCCCAAAGCCAACCCGAGCACCAACCGCAGAAAACGGCUGGUCCGGCAGUUCAGCUUUAACCAUGAAGAUGAAGAUAAUCUCCCUGAAGCACUCGCAGCCAUCUCCUCCCAAAGUACAGCAAAGUCGGGCUCUAGCAGCUCAUUGGACAAACAGAUACAGCCGUCUAUCUACCCACAGGGGGAUAAUAUGCCAGCACUGGAGCUGGGUAGUCCAUGCUGUCCCUCUCCUUCGCCCUCCCCUCAUCUCUCCCCUUCUUACUACCGUAGCUCCAUUCCUCACCUGGUUCCUUACCUUGCUGCCCAUAAUGACAGCGGAGAAGAAAUUAGGGUGGACAGAGAGAAGAUCCUGAGAGCGCUCCUGAUGACAGAGCUCUGAGACCUCGACCCUUCAGACGGAAGCUAAGAAGUCCCAAAGUCACUGGUGUCAGUCAGCAUUUGUAUACUUGCAUUGCACAUUUAGCAGUUAUAAAUCUAUAUUUGCAUAAAGGCGGUUGUUGUAUUUGCUUAAUUGUUAUUUUAGAAAGAAUGCUCUUUGUAAUAACUGAACUGAACCUGUACAAAAAAGUGAAAUGGAAACAAGUGGAUUCACUCACAUGCAUUACAGACGAGCUACAGACUGUAUUCCUGGUGCUGCCUGCAUGCAUAUGUUUCCCUAAACGAUUAUCGGAUUUUGCUUUGGACUUCUGUUUAUGUGUGAGUUCAUCCUCAUCGUCUUCAUCGCCGUGUCCGUGCUGAUGCCUAAACUGUGUUUCAGACAGCGACUGUUGAAGCUUUGAUCUCCAUGUAAAAAACACCCCUGAAAUGAAAGACACUUCGCUUUCAAAUCAGUUUGUUCAAAAUGUAAAUACUCAUUGAUAUCCUGAGAACAGAGCAGGCGUUGUAAAUGCUUACCUCAGUACUGUAAUUCCUAUAUCAGAUAUACAUUUUUUACACGCAAAAAAACAUCAGCAGCAUCUGUGGUUUUAAAGAAAACCCUGAACAGUGUGAGUUGAAAGUGAAAACUGGCAGAAGAUAUCGACACCUCAGUCUCCGUGUGCCCACCAGGAGGCGCCAAAGCUCCUGUGGCAGCAGCCUUGAUCUUGUGUUACAGGUGUUCAUGAAAAACACCUCAUGCGUCCCUUUGCUGUGUUUUUAACAUGCAGCUCAAAACCAAAUCUGGCCUCAGAGGUCAGACCCUUGGAAAUAUUUUAUUAGUGCGCAAAAAACAAAAACUUCAUUUCAGCCCUUCUUUGUCACAAUCCGAGGCGGCACAUGAUCUGCACCUGUACUGUAUGUUGCUGAUUGAGUUUUCCUACCUUGGACUGGAUCUCAAUAAAGGCCACAUCAUCGGUUUGACAACUCUGCAGCAGCAUCUUUGUUUCUUUUCUUCCUCUGACAUGGGAAUGUGGCUCGGCCUCGCCCUGCCUGCCGGUUUGUUAGGUAUGUGCCUCUCACCCUCCCUGCGAAGGAACAAAAGAUGUGUGCUGUGCGGGACUUUAGUGAGGUAUCUGCCAGUGCGGUGAGUCAGCCUGUUAAUUGUACCUGUGUUUUGUGAAGAGCUCAGUGUUAGAUAAUUCAUCUUCAAGGUGAGAUGCAGCACGGCAGAAAGAGGGAGGGAGAGAAGAACUGCUUCGAAGUGAAUCACACACUCUGCUCUAAAUGAUUCAGUUUUUAAAAAAUGGGGGAAGCCUGCGGAGACUUCGGCAUUUGGCCCUCCCACUGGCUUUGAAACAACUGCAAAAUCAUCCUUCAUAAUUUCUCAGCUCAACCUGCAUUACAAGCUUAAACAAGAAGUUUUACAUACGAACAGUACAAAUUUAACCUGUUAACAGCUGAGCAGCUGAAGGAAGCCAAUCACGUAAGCUAAAGUGACAGCCACGCCAAUAUUAAGUGGAAUUUGAAUGGUCUCCUGUUAACCACAAGGACAAUGUGGUUAAGAAACAAACACCUGAAACUAUAUAAAACACGCAGACGCUUUUGUUCUGUCAUUAAAAUACCCUUUGUUAGACUGCAUUGGGGAAUAAAAGAAGAUGCCUUAGUAAAGACACUAGGCAGCUUGUUACAGUUAACUAUCACUACAUACAAAAAGCUGUUCACUCUUUAAUUCACUGCAGUUUCAGUUCUGUUUCUGUGUUAUUUUUAAUCUUCAUUAACUAUGUUGUAUAUGUAUGUGUGUCAGAGGCAAGAUU
Molecule: messenger RNA, 4702 nt
Organism: Pelmatolapia mariae (spotted tilapia)
Lineage: Eukaryota; Metazoa; Chordata; Actinopteri; Cichliformes; Cichlidae
Gene: epb41l4b
Product: erythrocyte membrane protein band 4.1 like 4B
Exons: 23
Coding region: 586-2910 (774 amino acids)
Cellular component (GO): cytoskeleton
Molecular function (GO): cytoskeletal protein binding
Source: RefSeq, a predicted model, not a curated record